AUGGAAAUGGAACAACGGAAAUACGCCAUCAAAGCUGAACACCGAGGUGAAGCACAGUACACCCGUCUGUCGAGGUAUCGCGUUACGGUCCAGGAAGACACGUACGGCUUCAGCGCUCCCACCAAGCGUAACUUUGCGAGUGACAUUGACAGUGCGUUAGGAAAUGAUGAUGAAUCUAUGAAAGAUUUUUUAUCUCGUGUGAUAUGCUCGACGUGUGCUACCGGAUUUCAUAGGAUGUGUACAAGUAUCAUCAGCUCGCACGAGGCGGCCAGCAAGCAGCGGGACGAGGCAAAGGGCGUCAUGGAGAAGCUGGGACACCAGACCAUAUGGGGUACACGCAUCCUCGAGAACCGUAACCACACCAUACAAACACUUGAUGACGCCGCAAACAACGUGAAGAGGCAGAUAUCCAGCAUCCGGCAGCAGAUCAAUGAUAUUCUUACUGCUCAAGAGGAACGUGCACUCGUGCAGCUAGAGGAUCUGAGGAAGGGCGAACUCGUGCAUUUCCAGCGAGAGGUGGAACGGACACAGGAAAUCGUGAACACCACAAAGAACGCGACAGUUGUCCUGCAAAACUCCAUGACUCACGGCACGGACGCGGACGUCCUCAUUACGUACAACAAAGCGAAGCGUGAGGCGCAUUACUGCGAGCGGAGCCUGAAGGAGGUCUCAAGGCACCUCAAAGACGUCAUUUUGGCCUUCUCGCCCGACAUGAGCCUCCAGAUGUUUUUGGGAACGCUGAAGGAAAUGGGGAAGUUUUCAUUGUCACACCAAGAUGUUCGUAUACCUCCUCCAUACACAGUGCGCGCUGAUACCAUUCUGAUUCCGGAAGAUCCGGUAGUUGAAAAGCCAGAUUCUCUAGACGAUUCAAACUGCACCGGUUUUAACCAGAAGGAAAGGCGGAAAAAGAAAAAUCCCGUAAAUCCAGAUUUGAAGAUCUUUCCGCCUUCUCCUUCGAUAACACCUGUUCCACAAGGUAAAACCCGUAGUAAUAUCCCACAAGGUCGCCUAGAGGCAUAUUUUAAGGUAAGAACGGCACAGGACCGCGAUAACUGCUGCAUCACAGGGGCGGAGUGUCUUCAUGACGGCCGAAUCGUUCUAGCAGAUCAGGUUCACAGGAAAAUCAAGCUGUACGAAAGCGAGUAUCGUUGGAUUGGUGAACGUGUGCUGUCCGCGCGACCUUUCGAUAUAGCAGCAAUUUCGCAAAGCGAGAUCGCGGUUACUCUGCCGCGAGAAAAGCGAUUUCUCUUGUUGCAAGUUCGCGAGACCGACAUAACCAUUCUUGCAGCGAUCCAAACCGGUGCAAAAUGCUGGGGCAUCUCCUACUCCAACUACAUGCUUGCCGUCUGUUGCUAUGACUCCCCACCCAGUGUGAAGCUCAUGUCACGUGACGGUCGCGAACUUAAAGUUAUCAGCAAGGACAAUGUUGGACACAAUAUCUUCUUCUUUCCCGAGUACGUGGUACUCGAUCGCACUGCCGGCUGCAUGUAUGUAACGGACCGUUUUAAGAAGACGGUCAUCGUACUGACGACGCAGGGUGAGAAAUUAUGGGAAGUCCGCUAUGACGGACUGAAGAUACCGAAGGGGAUCACGCUACAUGGCAACCGACUGUUUGUGGCCGGCAACAAGUCCCACAACGUUCUGAUGAUCAACACGGACGGCGAGAUCCUUGGUGAUGUAAUCACUGACGGCGUCACGAACCCUCACAAGCUGGUACUGGGGCCCGGCUCAGGUCGGAUGAUCGUUACGCAGUACAACAUAAGUCUCAUUGACGUGGAAAGAAAUACGAUCAAAGUGUUCACAAUGCCGUGGUAGAGACCGCUUUGUCGGUCGCAGUAGUCCUGUGACGUGACGUCUUAGCACGGACGAUG
Molecule: messenger RNA, 1871 nt
Organism: Dreissena polymorpha
Lineage: Eukaryota; Metazoa; Mollusca; Bivalvia; Myida; Dreissenidae
Exons: 3
Coding region: 1-1815 (604 amino acids)
Source: RefSeq, a predicted model, not a curated record